Messenger RNA from Lynx canadensis (Canada lynx), 1660 nucleotides. RefSeq names its product VPS28 subunit of ESCRT-I (gene VPS28). Gene Ontology annotation, cellular component: ESCRT I complex. Gene Ontology annotation, molecular function: protein-containing complex binding. Lineage: Eukaryota; Metazoa; Chordata; Mammalia; Carnivora; Felidae. The record is from RefSeq and is a predicted model, not a curated record. The coding region runs from base 51 to 716 and encodes 221 amino acids. Gene Ontology annotation, biological process: protein transport to vacuole involved in ubiquitin-dependent protein catabolic process via the multivesicular body sorting pathway. The transcript has 10 exons.
GAAAAGGCCGCUGGGCUAGGUCUCUGCUGUGGCCCCCUGAGCCCUACAAGAUGUUUCACGGGAUCCCAGCCACUCCAGGCAUGGGAGCCCCUGGAAACAAGCCGGAGCUAUAUGAGGAGGUGAAGCUGUACAAGAACGCCCGGGAACGGGAGAAGUAUGACAACAUGGCGGAGCUGUUUGCGGUUGUGAAGACAAUGCAGGCUCUGGAGAAGGCAUACAUCAAGGACUGCGUCACCCCCAACGAGUACACUGCAGCCUGUUCUCGGCUCCUGGUCCAGUACAAAGCCGCCUUCCGGCAGGUUCAGGGCGCAGAAAUCAGCUCCAUUGAUGAAUUCUGCCGCAAGUUCCGUCUGGACUGCCCACUCGCCAUGGAGAGGAUCAAAGAGGACCGUCCUAUCACCAUCAAAGAUGACAAGGGCAACCUGAACCGCUGCAUUGCAGACGUGGUCUCGCUCUUCAUCACGGUUAUGGACAAACUGCGCCUGGAGAUCCGUGCCAUGGAUGAGAUCCAGCCUGAUCUGCGGGAGCUGAUGGAGACCAUGCACCGCAUGAGCCACCUGCCCCCCGACUUCGAGGGCCGCCAGACCGUCAGCCAGUGGCUGCAGACCCUGAGCGGCAUGUCGGCCUCUGAUGAGCUAGAUGACUCCCAGGUGCGCCAGAUGCUCUUUGACCUGGAGUCGGCCUACAACGCCUUCAACCGCUUCCUGCACGCCUGAGGCCCCCUGUCCCCGGGGUCUGGGGAGGAAGGCUCUCCGGUGGGCCCGGUGGAGGGGCUGCAGCUGCGCUCCACGCUCGACCCCUGGGCGGUCUGCAUGCGCCUUGCCGUUCAUAGCAGCUCCUCCGUCUGUGUGUCCGUCCACCCCAGAGCUCUCUCCCUGCCCUCCCCACAAUAAAGAUGCUUUCUCACCCCCCAUGCCUGCUGUGGCUGCCCUCCCCCAGCCGGGCCUGCCCUGCCUUUUUGUCUUCCCUCUGGGCCCCGGGUGGGAUCCUGCCUCGCUGGAGCACAGAGGCUCUGAACGUGCGGCCCGUUCCUCAGGAAAGGGUCUGACGCCAGCUUCCCUGGGUGAUUGGGAGCAGGGGCCAGGUAAGGCUUGAAUCUGACCACAGAGGAGGCUGCCUUUCACAUCCGCUUCCCCACCCUUCACCUGAGAGCUCUAAGCAGCUGGGGGGCCGGAACACUGCUGUGCUGCCCCCGGUACCUCUCCCUGCCCUGGGGGACGCCACAGGCCAGCGCAGGGCCUUGUCCUUGUAGUGGUUCACCGGGGCCCCAGUAGAUGACUCACGGGACAGACAGUUUGUCCUGCCCACCACAGAGGGUGUCCCUUGCUCGGGAGCAAGGUCAGGUGGGGGAAGCAACGGUCCUCGGGUGGGGACACGGGUGUUCACGGGCCGAUGCUGGCUCAGUUACCAGUGUUUACUGCACCUGCUGCGAGGCCAGGGGCUGUCAACCCUGCAGAAGCCCUGGCCCCCGGCGUCACAGCCACCUCCUCACAGGCAGCUGGCAGCAAGCCACAGACCAAGGCUCUGGAUCCCGGGGUGCAUCGGGUCACGUUUUGGCAACUACGGCACUGGGAUGAGGGACAGGCUAGAGCUUAAUUGUAGCAUUCCUUUUUCCUAGUAGUACUUCUGGAUGUCUGUAGCAUUAAAGGCAAUCAAGUAA